This is a messenger RNA of Zeugodacus cucurbitae (melon fly), 5120 nucleotides long. It is a transcript of the gene Ork1, whose product is annotated as open rectifier potassium channel protein 1. The transcript is spliced from 7 exons. Gene Ontology annotation, biological process: potassium ion transmembrane transport; stabilization of membrane potential. Gene Ontology annotation, molecular function: potassium ion leak channel activity. The record is from RefSeq and is a predicted model, not a curated record. The coding region runs from base 1936 to 4947 and encodes 1003 amino acids. Lineage: Eukaryota; Metazoa; Arthropoda; Insecta; Diptera; Tephritidae. Gene Ontology annotation, cellular component: membrane.
CGACGCUGGAUACUAUUGCUCAUCUUCUACAUAGCGUAUUUGAUGUUCGGUGCCAGCAUCUACUAUCACAUAGAGCAUGGCAUCGAGAAGCAACAACGUGCGACGGAUCUGCGUGAACGUAUUGAAAUGAAUGAGGUAACCUUGGAACCGUCAACAAACACAAGAAAGGUUCGACGUCGAAAAGCUGCAAUCACAACCGACAGCCGAGCAAUUUUCUACUCGACUUGCACUCCUGCUCUCUGAGAGCACUCAUCAGUAUCUCAAUAUAAGGGAGCUGUGGAACGGCAUCUCAAACUCAUUGCAUACUGCUGCAGCCGAAACAAUUGGUCUCCGUCAACGCCAAAAAACCAGUUGGUACGAUGAGAGUUGUCGUUCCGCAGUGGAGAGAAAACAGACUGCCUACCUCACAACGUUGAGAAACACGUUCGGGGUGGGACAUAUAUCGAGAACUGAAGAGAACUAAAAAGAAAGAGGCCGAAAUGCGUGAGUAUGAAAAGCUUGAAAAGCUGGUCGACAUGGGUAAUGCUCGAAAAUUUUAUGAAAAGAUCAGGCGAUUUACAGAAGGUUUCAAGACCGGAGUAUUAUCAUGCAGAAACCGAGGAGGUAAUCUGGUAACGGAUGUCCAGAACACACUGGGAUUAUGGAGGGAACACUUCUCCGACCUGCUCAAUGGCAGUGAAAGUACAACACCAGGAGAUGGCGAACCCGAUUCCCCAAUCGAUGACGAUGGAAUAGAUAUUUCAUUGCCCGAACAUGAAGAAAUUCGAAUAGCAAUUACCCGCUUGAAGAACAACAAAGCGGUGGGGGCCGAUGGACUACCGGCUGAGCUAUUCAAAUACGGCGGGGAAGAACUGAUAAUGUGCAUGCAUUAGCUUCUUUGUAGAAUAUGGUCGGAAAAAAGCAUGCCCGACGAUUGAAAUCUCAGUGUGCUCUGCCCAAUCUAUAAAAAGGGAGACCCCACAAUAUGCGCCAAUUACUGUGGUAUAAGUCUCCUCAAUAUCGCAUAUAAGCGUAUGGGUCAGGUGGUGAAUGAGGACAAGACGAAAUAUCUCCUGUCAUCAAACAAACAGUCAGCGCUCUCUCGUCUUGGCUCCCGCGUCACUGUUGAUUAUCAUACCUUUGAAGUAGUAGAUAGUUUCGUCAAAUUGGGAACCAGCGUUAACAACACCAACAAUAUCAGCCUUGAAAUCCAACGCAGAAUCACUCUUGCCAACAGGUGUUACUUUGGACUGAGUAGGCAAUUGCAAAGUAAAGUCCUCUCUCGACGAACAAAAAUCAAACUCUACAAGUCGCUCAAUAUUCCCGUCCUGAUGUAUGGCGCCGAAGCGUGGACGAUGACAACAUCCGAUGAGACGACUCUUGGGGUUUUCGAGAAAAAGGUUUGCGUAAGAUCUAUGGUCCUCUUAACAUUGGCAACAGCGAAUACCGCAAACGUUGGAACGAUGAGCCGUACGAUUUAUACGACGACAUUGACAUAGUUCAGCGAAUAAAAAACAGCGGCUACGCUGGCUAGGUCAUGUUGUACGAAUGGAUGAAAACCCUCCAGCUCUGAAAGUGUUCGAUGCAGUACCCGCUGGAGGAAGCCGCGGAAGAGGACGACCUCCACUCCGGUGGAAAGACCAAGUGCAAAGUGACCUGGCUUCACUUGGUGUUUCCAGUUGGCGCAAAAAAGGAAAAAGGAGGAACGAGUGGCGCGCUCUGGUGGAUUCGGCUAUAAUCGCUUAAAGCGGUUUCUACGCCAAAUACAACUUUCGCUUUCGCAUUUCAUUGUCCGCAAGAGUUCGUUUUGGUUCCACAGCGAUUGGUUAACAAAAACAUUCUGAGAAAGGAAGAUUUCAUAGGAUUUUCUGAUGUCAUCAAUCUCGGGAUCUUCGGAUAUCUAAUAACAUAUUCCAUUGUCUUAAAGUUCCCAUUCGGGCAGCUGAGGCCUCUCUUAUGUACUUCCAAAAAUACCUCGUUAGCGAAUUGUCCGGCAAGAAUGAGACCACUGUCACCGAGAUACUUGAAAAUAUUUCCGACUAUUGCGGCAAAAAGGUGACCAACUAUACAUCGGAUGAAUUUGAGCCACCAUAUACCUGGACAUUUUAUCAUUCGUUCUUCUUCGCCUUCACUGUAUGCUCAACCGUCGGUUAUGGCAAUAUAUAUCCCACCACGCUGGCGGGACGGCUGAUUAUGAUAUUUUACUCGAUCAUCGGCAUACCGGUUAAUGGUAUACUUUUUGCCGGUCUGGGUGACUACUUUGGCAAAACGUUCGAGUUAAUUUAUCGGCGCUAUAAAAAGUUCAAGCUGACACGCGACAAACAUUAUGUGCCACCACAAUUGGGGCUACUCACCGCCAUACUGAUCGCCUUAAUACCGGGUAUCGGUAUUUUUAUACUGUUACCGGCGCUUGUGUUUACCUAUUUCGAGAAGUGGUCUUACUCCAUUUCGAUUUAUUUCGCUUAUGUGACCACAACCACUAUUGGUUUUGGUGAUUUUGUGCCCACUUUUGGCCCAGAUCAGCCACGCGAAUUCGGCGCUUGGUUUGUAGUUUAUGAGGUAUUCGUCAUAUUCUGGUUCAUAUUCGCUUUAGGCUACUUGGUGAUGAUUAUGGGCUUCAUAACACGUGGUUUACAAAGUAAGAAACUAAGACGUUUAGAACAACAACUAUCUACAAAUAUAAAAACAACACAAAAUCGCAUAUGGACUGGUGUUACGAAAGAUGUUGGACAUUUACGAAGGAUUUUGAAUGAGCUGUAUAUACUGAGAGUGAAGCCUGUCUACACCGAACCAGAUCCAACACUACAGCUGUACCGUUCGAAUUCCGCACCCGAGCUCACCAUGUAUCGCGAGGAUGCGCCACCGGAAUUCCCACGCAAGCGCGCCUUCUCCGAAACUUAUGACGUCAUUGAAGCGCGCGGCGUACUCGCACCCGCGCACGCUUCAUCCGAUACGGCACUCGACAAACUGGAUAAACAGAAAUCCUUCCAGGACGCAGAUGCUUUUCUGCAGACUACCGAACUGCUGGCGAAAGUGGUUGGUGCGUUGGGUGCGGUACGUGUGCCACCGCCAGAGGAGGAUGAUGUCAGCAUGUAUGGCGGUUAUCAUGGUCUAUCUGAUUCACAAAUAUUGGCCAGUGAGUGGUCGUAUCCGAGCAUUAAUGAGCUGCCUAAACCGCGUGGACGCGCCAAUUCCGAUUACAACUUUGAGCCGCCAUGGCGUCAACGUCGUCCAACUGCGUUGCCGACGGAAUGGACCUGGAGCGGUGAUAAUGAGCGAAUACAAGAGGCAAUCAAUAGUCGUUACAAGGAGGGUGAUAGUCGUGAUCUAUAUCGUUCCAGUUUUGGUUUACCGCCACGCGAAUAUGUUGUGAAUAUGGAGGAGGAUGAGCCACCCAAACCGCGUGUGAAGAAGUUCUCAAUGCCUGAUGGUUUGCGUAAAUUGUUCCCACAAAAGAAGCGGCCUUCGCAAGAGCGCAUAACUGCCGCUGAGGCAGGCACGGAUAUUUCCAUGCCAAAUGGCACACGUCGCUUCUCGAUUAUGAGCGUGCCAGAGUCGGCGCGCCGCACACCACCGCUCGACUAUUACAGCACAGUGGCAGCUGAUGCGAAUGCGCCUUAUUAUGGCAAUGGCAAGCCGUCAGUUUUACCAGGAGCGCCGCCCAGCAGUUAUCCUUCGGAUGGCAGUUUGACGUCGAAACAGCCAACGGGUGCGCUCAAUGGUUUGACAGCUGGUGCACGUCGUGGCAGUAAUGCCGCGCCAGUUGGUGGGCCACGCAAACGACGUGAAUCCAUAUUCACACAGAAACCAACUGCAGGCGCCAGACGCGGCAGUCUGUUUCCUACAUCCAACGCGGCGGGGCUUACACAACGACGUGGCAGUCUUUUUACGACCGCUGUGCAGCCAAAUACCGGCGCGCCAUCGCGUCGCGGCAGUCUUUUCCCCACUAGUGGUGGUCGUGGUGCGGCUGAUCGUCGUCCUAGUCUCUUCUCGGUUGCCUCAGAGGAGGAACGUGAGGUGUUGGAGAAUACAACAAUUGCUGACUUGAUACGCGCCUUAGAGGUGAUGCAUACGCAAACCGUAAUGGAGGAAACCGCCGACAGCCCACCGGUAAUAACACACAGUGAUAUGGGUGGCAUUUUCGGUGGCAAUAAUAAGCAACGUAAAAUGGGUAAUGCCGGCAUGGAUUUACCAGAUGUGCCACCAUUAUUCUCACUCUUCAGCAAUGAUAAGCAGCGCGCUAUGAACACCGCGGCAGCAAAUCGUUUAUAUGCACGUCGCUCCACAGUAGUUGGCGCGCUGCCCACUUCGUUUAAUGCGCCCACCGGCUCAACAACAGCGUUAGCGGCGCCAACCAUGUUGGCUUCAGGUCCAACUAGCAUGCUGACACGUCGACGCAAGUCAUCAGCGGUGCAACAAAUACCCGAACCGCCACCAAGCUACAGUGAGCGCGAUACGAAUGCGUCCGCAACAAAUAACAACACUGCCGCGCCGAGUAAUAAAUUCAAACGACGUUUCAGCGUGCGCCCUACAGCGCUACAAAUACCGCCCGGUAAGGCUCCACCACCAGGUGUGAAUAGCGCGCUACCGCCGCAAAAUGCGCCAACCCCAGCGGCGCCAACGUUACCGGCCGCAGCUACGCAAACCGUCUUCCAGCGGCGCCUAUCGUUGCGUCCAUCGCCCUUAGCACGCGAGCUCAACAUAUCCACAUCGACCUCAUCGACGAGUUCCGGUGAUCCCAGUCCGACCAGCCCGACGGGCAGCGGUGGCACAGUAACGAGCACCACACGCCUGCUACCGGCCAGCACUGCUGCUACGCCAACCGUUGGCGCGGCCACGCGUCCGCCUACAACGGGCAGCACACAUUCGCCACUUUCGCGUAUUGUGCAGAUCGCGCAGGCGCAAAGAAAGAGCAGCAUGCAGGAGGGAUUCCCGCUGGAGCGCACACAAAAACCGGAUGAUGUGUAGGACAAUAGUGAGAGUUGUAGUUUAUUUAAUUAAUUCCAAAGUGCCUAAAUGUAGUUUAAUAAUAGUUAUGUUAAUAACCACUGCUAGGUUGUGUGCUGACAGCUGUACUGUCAAAAGUAUAAGCUUGAUAACGGUAUGCCAUAAGUUUGCCACAGUUUUUUUUAUUUAAAUAA